AUGGUUGUGGUUGUAGGGGCAACCAUGGGUCAGGCUUUACUGGCUGCCAGCAUCAGGGCAGCAUUACGACAUUGCGACCCUCGCCGAGUCUUCAAAGUUAGUCCAAGCUUGUUUGCCCUUCAGCGGUGGAGUAGAAGCCUCCCGCAGCUGCAGAAGCAAACUUUAACUUUUGUCCUUCUCGUCAUCGAAGGCCAGAUCUCUCAAGGCAGCGUAGUGUACAGCGAGGCCUGUCUGGUUCUGCCCACGCGGCCGAGGAGGAAAAAAGGGGCUGCUAAAAUGUUGGGUUGCAUGUGCGGGUUCAUCUAA
This is a messenger RNA of Symbiodinium natans, 306 nucleotides long. NCBI's taxonomy places the organism in Eukaryota, Dinophyceae, Suessiales, Symbiodiniaceae. The record is from the annotation of a GenBank genome assembly.